AAACAUCUACACUGGAUAUGUUCAUGAGCCUGACCCAAACCAUAUAAUCUUGGGCCCGGGCGAUGAGUUUGUUUCUUGACCCAACCAUACGACCCGAAUCCGAAUUCCAGAGGAUUAAUGUCUAAGUUAUCCAAAGGUCCAAACCGACCCGACCCGAUAACUUUCCUACUUAUUUCUAUCCAAUAGUUAUCUUCUCAUUUUACAUCUAUCCAUUAAAGCAUUACUUCACACGUGGCUGGACCUCCUUUAUCCACAUGUACACGUAAUAAACAAGUCUCCACCAAUUGCCUAAUCUCAACCGUCGGAUGUAGUAUGAAAAUAGAUCAAUGAGGCUUAAUAGCUGACUCACUUCUCUAGUUUUCCAAACUACAACACGUGGCAUAAAGCAGCUAAACAUGUCCGCUCCACUGCAUGCACACACGUCGAUUUUCCAUGCUUGAACCGCCAUUGGCCUCCUCCUUUAAACCUUGCAGAACAAGCAACAAGAAAAAUCAAGAAACUCACAAAUCUUGAAACAUUUCAUCAAAGCAAAAACACCAAGAAAAUCAAGAAAUCAGAGUCUCGAAAUGUCGUCCGAUCAAGCGAGAAGAGAGAGCACAAAAAAUGAGAGAGAGAUUCAUUUAGAGGGAGAUACAGUGCCGAAAAUAACUCUUCAUUUUGAGUCUUUAGCGACUGAAAAACCAACAGGAACCGCUCAGGGAAGUGAUCGGAGUACUACUGCGGCUGCGGCUGAUCGGCCGGAGGAGUUCGAGUCGCUUGCUGAUAAGGUGAAAGGCAGCAAAGGAGGUGCUACAAUGGAGGAGAAGGGGUCUGAUAAUCAGCUCUCUUUGGAGGAGAUUUCGAAGCUUAGAGGAACAGCACAGCAGAAUUCAAUGGAGGCUAUACAAGGUGCACGAGAGAGAUAUGACCAAGCUAAGGAAAAGGCAAGCCAAGGUUUAGGUUCUGCAGCUGAAACUGUGAAAGAAAAAGGUCAGCAAGCUAAGGAUACUGCUAUGGAAAAAGGUGCACGAGCCAAGGAUAGUGUAGCUGAAGGAGCUCAAAGAACAACCCAACAGAUUGCAGAAAAAGGAUCUCAGGCUAAAGAUACUGUGAUGGAAAAAGGUGCACGAGCCAAGGAUACUGUAGCCGCGGGAGCUCAAAGAACAACCCAACAGAUAGCUGAAAAAGGAUCCCAGGCUAAAGAUACCCUUAUGGAUAAGGGUGCACGAGCCAAGGAUACUGUAGCCGAAGGUGCUCAAAGAACAACCCAACAGAUUGCUGAAAAAGGAUCUCAGGCUAGAGAUACCCUUAUGGAUAAGGGUGCACAAGCUAAAGACACUGUUCUUGAAGGUGCUCAGAAGACUAUGCGAUACGCUGCGGAUAAGGGUUCUGAGGCUAAAGAAUCUGUAGCUGAAGGAGCUGGAAGAACAUAUCAGACAGUUUCUGAUAAGGGAUCACAAGCAAAGGACACUGUUCUUGAAGGCUCUCGUAAUGCUACACAAUUACUUGCAGAGAAAGGAACAAUGGCAAAAGAUUCUGUUCUAGAAAAAGGCGCACAGGCCAAAGAUUCUGUUCUUGAAGGAGCUCAAAAAACUAAACAAUAUGUUGCAGACAAGAGCCGAGAGGCUAAAGAUACCGCGGUUGAAAAGGGUCAGCAAACAAAGGAUACUGUGGUGGAUUCAACCAAGAGUGCUAAAGAUUAUGUGGUGGAGAAGGCGGUGGCAGCUAAAGAUGUGACGGUGGAAAAAACUAAGGGGGCUGCGCAUUAUGCUGGGGAAGUGGCGGUUGAUGUGAAGGAUAAAACCACUGUUGCUGGUUGGACUGCCGCGCAUUAUACGACUGAGAAGGCCCUCGAAGGGACUAAGGCCGCUGCUGGGGCGGUUCAGGUGGUGACAGAGAAAGCUGCAGAGCUUGCUGUAAAGCCUUUCAGUGCUGCUAAGCAGGUUGCUGUGUCUACUGGUGAGGGUGUGAAGGAUUAUACUGCAAGGAAGAAAGAGGAAGCUGAGAGAGGAAUUGAAGCCAGGAGAUCUGCUACUGAGAAAGAGGUCCUUCAAUCUACAAGGAAUACUGAUGAACAAUGAUGGAGAAAUUGAUAGCUCCAACUCUCAAUGGCUAGCUUCCAUUAAGAUUCUAAGUUUUAAGUUCUUGAACUUACAAUUUGAUCUUUUCUAAUUAGACAUGUAAAAUAAAAGCUGUGCUGUUAUCUAAAUGUUGAACCCUUGUCAAUGAACAUUUUGAUACUAUCAUACAUGGAUCAUAUUGCAAUGUUUAGUUUUAUGUGCACUUGAAAACUUGAUAUGAAAUUAGUACUUCAUAAUUUGAGGAUAAUGAGAGGGUUUCCAGGGUGGAGAUUUCAAAGAAGAAUCACAGAUUCAUGCAACAGGAGAAGAACGAGAAUGGAUCGAAACAGCAGUCAAAUCCGAAAAGAUCUUUCCCGAAUCCACAGAAGAACAAGAUGAAGAAC
Mercurialis annua (annual mercury) is the source of this 2443-nucleotide messenger RNA. Its product is annotated as seed biotin-containing protein SBP65. The transcript has 2 exons. Bases 567 to 2060 code for a protein of 497 amino acids. The record is from RefSeq and is a predicted model, not a curated record. Lineage: Eukaryota; Viridiplantae; Streptophyta; Magnoliopsida; Malpighiales; Euphorbiaceae.